Molecule: messenger RNA, 2877 nt
Organism: Candoia aspera
Lineage: Eukaryota; Metazoa; Chordata; Lepidosauria; Squamata; Candoiidae
Gene: PABPC1
Product: poly(A) binding protein cytoplasmic 1
Exons: 15
Coding region: 531-2444 (637 amino acids)
Cellular component (GO): ribonucleoprotein complex; cytosol; nucleus
Molecular function (GO): poly(U) RNA binding; mRNA 3'-UTR binding; poly(A) binding
Source: RefSeq, a predicted model, not a curated record
GUGGCCUCCCCCUUGUCCCCCGGCCGAUGACGGUGCUGUGUGCACAGUGUGUGUGCUCCGGCCUUCCCCGGACACACCAGCUCUGCCGCACCAUUUACUACUAGAAGAAAAAAAAACCUUUAAAAAUCCAAAAAAAAUCUUAAAAUCCGAAAAAAUAUUUUAAAAAAAUCCCUCGCCUUACCACCCGCCCCCACCUGCAACCGGCCGGUUUGGUAUAAAAUAACCCGGUGAAGCGAAGCGAAGCGAAGUGAAGUCCCGGACCCGGCUCAGCCGAGAGGAGACCCGCCCAAACCACCUCCAUCCACGCAGCAGCAGCAGCAGCGAGAAGAGCCGCCAGCAGCAGCAGCAGCAGCAGCAGGACCACCUGCUCCUCCUCCCGCCAGCAGCCCCGAGCACUCGAGCGAGUCGCCAACCGUCGCCAACCGCCGCCGCUGAGCCGUUGAGUUUAGAACCCGCCGGCCCGUCGCGGCCUCCUCGGCGCUCGCGAAUCUACCCAGCCGCCUCUUCCCCCUCCCCGUCCCCCCGCCAGCAUGAACCCCAGCGCCCCCAGCUACCCGAUGGCCUCGCUCUACGUGGGCGACCUGCACCCCGAUGUCACCGAGGCCAUGCUCUACGAGAAGUUCAGCCCCGCCGGGCCCAUCCUCUCCAUCCGCGUCUGCAGGGACAUGAUCACCCGGCGCUCGCUAGGCUACGCCUAUGUCAACUUCCAGCAGCCCGCCGACGCUGAACGAGCUUUAGAUACCAUGAAUUUUGAUGUCAUUAAAGGCAAGCCAGUGCGUAUCAUGUGGUCUCAGCGUGAUCCAUCUUUAAGAAAAAGUGGUGUUGGCAACAUUUUCAUUAAAAACUUGGAUAAAUCAAUUGAUAAUAAAGCAUUGUAUGAUACAUUUUCAGCUUUUGGAAACAUCCUGUCUUGUAAGGUUGUAUGUGAUGAGAACGGAUCCAAAGGCUAUGGGUUUGUACAUUUUGAAACACAAGAAGCUGCAGAAAGAGCUAUUGAAAAAAUGAAUGGAAUGCUGCUUAACGAUCGUAAAGUAUUUGUUGGAAGGUUUAAAUCGCGCAAAGAACGGGAAGCAGAGCUUGGAGCUCGUGCUAAGGAAUUCACUAAUGUUUACAUCAAGAAUUUUGGAGAAGACAUGGAUGAUGAGAGACUGAAAGAACUCUUUGGCAAGUUUGGACCUGCCUUGAGUGUGAAAGUUAUGACUGAUGAAAGUGGAAAAUCCAAAGGCUUUGGCUUUGUCAGUUUUGAAAGACAUGAGGAUGCCCAAAAAGCUGUAGAUGAGAUGAAUGGAAAGGAACUCAAUGGAAAGCAAAUAUAUGUUGGUCGAGCUCAGAAAAAAGUUGAAAGACAAACAGAACUUAAACGUAAAUUUGAACAAAUGAAGCAGGAUAGGAUUACAAGAUACCAGGGUGUAAAUCUUUAUGUGAAAAAUUUAGAUGAUGGAAUUGAUGAUGAACGCCUACGCAAAGAAUUUUCACCAUUUGGCACAAUUACUAGCGCAAAGGUCAUGAUGGAAGGGGGCCGCAGUAAAGGGUUUGGGUUUGUCUGCUUUUCUUCACCAGAAGAAGCAACCAAAGCAGUUACAGAAAUGAAUGGUAGAAUUGUGGCCACCAAACCACUAUAUGUAGCUUUAGCUCAACGUAAAGAGGAACGCCAAGCUCACCUCACCAACCAAUACAUGCAGAGAAUGGCAAGUGUGAGAGCAGUGCCCAAUCCUGUCAUCAACCCUUACCAGCCAGCACCUCCUUCAGGUUAUUUCAUGGCAGCUAUCCCACAGACACAAAACCGUGCAGCUUACUAUCCUACUAGCCAGAUUGCUCAACUUAGACCAAGUCCUCGCUGGGCUGCUCAGGGUGCCAGACCUCAUCCAGCUUUCCAGAACAUGCCAGGUGCCAUCCGCCCUACAGCUCCCAGACCACCAUUUAGUACCAUGAGGCCAGCUUCAUCACAAGUUACACGAGUAAUGUCAACACAGCGUGUUGCAAACACGUCAACACAGACCAUGGGUCCACGUCCAGCAGCAGCAGCUGCUGCAGCCACUCCAGCUGUGCGCACUGUUCCACAGUAUAAAUAUGCUGCAGGUGUUCGCAAUCCUCAGCAGCAUCUUAAUACACAGCCUCAGGUUGCUAUGCAGCAGCCUGCUGUCCAUGUGCAAGGUCAGGAACCUUUGACUGCUUCCAUGUUGGCAUCUGCCCCUCCACAAGAACAAAAGCAGAUGUUGGGAGAACGUCUGUUCCCUCUUAUCCAAGCCAUGCACCCUACUUUGGCGGGUAAAAUAACUGGUAUGUUGCUAGAGAUUGAUAACUCUGAACUUCUUCAUAUGCUUGAGUCUCCCGAAUCUCUUCGUUCGAAGGUUGAUGAAGCUGUAGCCGUACUGCAAGCCCAUCAAGCUAAAGAAGCUGCUCAAAAAGCAGUUAACAAUCCAGCAGGAGUUCCAAGUGUCUAAUAAGACCCAGGACUACGUAUUACAAUAUCGCUUCACCGAAGAAAAAAAUCUAAACAUGGAAAAACUACUAAAUAUUGAGAAAAACAUUGCAAAAUAUAAAAUAAAUAAAAAAAGGAAAGGAAACUUUGAAGCUUAUGUACACAACAAAUGCCAGGACUAGCAAAACUGCUAGUCCUAGAUUACCUAUUGAUUUAAAAUACAAAAAAAAAUAGCAAAAGUUAAAAAACAAAUUAAUGUUUUAUAAACCCGGGGAAAAGAAUUUUCAGCACAGUACAAAAAAUUUAAAGCAUUCCUUUCUUUAAUUUUGUAAUUUACUGUGGAAAAGCUCAGAAUAUCACUACUGUUGUAGUUAACAGUAAGGAUUGAUAGCUGAGCAAAGAACCAUAAUUUGGAUUAUAAAGUUCUUGCUUUAAUAAAAAUUCCUUAAACAUUG